Molecule: messenger RNA, 522 nt
Organism: Morchella importuna
Lineage: Eukaryota; Fungi; Ascomycota; Pezizomycetes; Pezizales; Morchellaceae
Exons: 1
Coding region: 1-522 (173 amino acids)
Source: RefSeq, a predicted model, not a curated record
AUGUCACUAUUAACUACCACAGACCAAUCAAGGGACCGGGUGCCUGACCCUGCGUUCCUGGCCGAGCUCAUCGCCCAGAACAUAUCCCUCAAAGCCGCCCUCGUUUCAAACCGCCGAGAGCAGCUUACAUCCACUCGCAAUCUCGUUGGCUGUCUUCACGAAAUCGACUUCAUCAAGGGUCAACUCAGGCAAUUGGGAAACGAUGGGCCUACAGCGGCUGCCACCGUGGAGGAAGGGGAUGAGCUAGUUGUUCUCAUACUAGAGGACCUUAUCGAGCUACAGAAUCUGAGGGAUGAUAUCGAAGACCGCAAGGAUACUGCCAGCCGCAAGGUAAUGGCGCUUGAGAAGGAGAUCUUGGAGCUUAGCGAAAAUAUCAACUAUCAGAAGGGCCUGAUUUACAACUCGAAGGAGGAAAAGAAGCAUAGGAAACGGGAUUGCCGUAGGUGUUCCGUCUCCUUUAUUUUUGUCGAGGUUCUUCGUACUGACAUUUAUGCAGAUGAAAUGAUGAAGUCUUAUAAUUAG